Symbiodinium sp. CCMP2456 is the source of this 258-nucleotide messenger RNA. The record is from the annotation of a GenBank genome assembly. Lineage: Eukaryota; Dinophyceae; Suessiales; Symbiodiniaceae.
GCGAAAGGGGUGACCUUCCUCUCGCGGCCUCUGCCCGCCACCUUCGCGCAGAUGCCCGGUGGUCAGUGGGUGCUGGACCCAUGUGCAGUGGAGGAAGGCUUGGGCGCCUCCGCCUCCCUGUGCAACGUGAAUGGCUCCUGGCUGGUGUUUCACCAGGGCGGCGGAGCCGAUGCGAAUCGCUUCUUGGAGGAGCUGAUGCCUGUCGCUCGCGGCUGCGCCGACAAGCUGAGCAAGCUUCUUGAAGCUCCCGCCGAGUGA